UUUUUCUCCAGUUGGGGGAAAUCCGUUGCUAUUUUUACAAAGCUAAACUUAACCAGGAAGCUUUUGAUAAUUACAUGUUUUUGCUUCUUUACCUACCUUUCAAUACAUCAAUAGGAGAACUUAAGAGUAUUAGUGCUAUGCAACUAUGGAUCCACUGUGCUGUCAUCUGCAUGUUUGGAAUAAGUCUACACGCAUGGCAUGUCAAGAUAUUGGGUACAGGAUCCUGUUUAGCAGCAAGUAUAGAACAGGUUGACUGGUGCCCUCGUACGAAGUAUGAUUGGGAGCUACAAGCAAGGAGAAAAAAUUGUUCAAAUAUAGUUCUGCCAUGUUUCAAAUAUAAUCUGUUAUAUCACUGUCUGAUCAACACAUGGCAGAACCGAAUGUACUCCGUUUGUGCAGCACCGGAUAAUAUUCUAGGUAUAUACAUAUUUCAUAUUUGCACACUUUCACAAAGAAAGAAGCUUAAAAGAAGAGACCUGCGAAUUAUGUUCACCACAAAAUGCAAUUUUUCAAAAUAUAUAACUACUGAACGAAUCCUAAACCACAAAAUCAAAUCCCUCAUAUAUUUUACUCAAACCAUGGAAAUUUGAUUCCUUUAAAAUCUGUAUUUUUACAGUAUAC
Molecule: messenger RNA, 621 nt
Organism: Saccostrea cuccullata (small rock oyster)
Lineage: Eukaryota; Metazoa; Mollusca; Bivalvia; Ostreida; Ostreidae
Exons: 3
Coding region: 75-590 (171 amino acids)
Source: RefSeq, a predicted model, not a curated record